AUGGGACAUUGGAGGAAUCUCUUUACCGCCGAUCCUGGCAGGACGCGGCAUCGCAUCCAGGUGGAACGUCGUCGACUGCUACCUGCCUAUGCUGCUGAUGAGCCUCACGCCUCUGGUGCUUCAAAGGAACUUGCCAAAGUUGCUCUUCGGUUGAAAUAUCAAAUUGAGCAGGUUGUCUCAUGCGAAGUGAAGGAUAAAUUCUUGACCGACCCAAAUAGCCGCAUCAUCACGGACGAUGUGGUUGCGACAGCCAUGAAGGCUGGGGGAGAUGAAUACAAAGCAUGCGUUGUUUAUUGUCUUUUAGUUUGUCUGCGAUGGUUCAAGAUUCAAGCCUCCGUCGAGCUCUGGGAUUCCGAUCUUCACGAGGUUCGGGCUGUGGCUUGCGAGGUCAUCGCCAAGCGCAUAAUCGAAUCGGAGCCGGACCAAGAUUACGUGCUGAAGGAUAUCUUGCUCAAGCGGUACUCCAUCUUCAGUGAAGGAGUAGAGACUGAUCCCGCCAAUGUCAUUGAACGAUCGGUAGAUCUCCACGCCUUGAAAAUCAUCAGCUCUGCCCCGUACCAGAGAUGUAUCCUGUACCUGUGGAGGGGUUGGAUCUGUCAGGAAGAGGGCAACCCAACUAACUUUGUCGAAUACAGCGAGAAGGCUAACACUAACUAUUGGGUUCAUUUCCAUCCUGACCGGAUGCGAACUCCUCUGUAUCAGAAUGUCUGCCAAAUUUUGUUUUCUUUGGUUUACCUUGCGGUUUAUACGGCGGUCAUCAAUACCGUGAACCCAACCGGUGACGUGGAUGUGGCUGAGGGCAUUCUUUACGGUAUGACUGUUGCGUUCAUCUGCGACGAAGGGCUCAAGUUUUGGAAGGUUGGAUGGAAUUACCUCGAAUUCUGGAAUGCCUUCAACUCAACCCUCUACACUAUCCUGAUCGUGUCACUUGCCAUGCGGUUUAUUGCCUUGGCACACUCAACAUCUGCCAACGAUGAACAAAGGCGGCUAUACAACGAGCUCAGCUAUAACUUCUUGGCAUUUGCGGGCCCUAUGUUCUGGAUGCGCAUGAUGCUAUACCUUGACUCGGUCCGCUUCUUCGGUGCUAUGUUUGUGGUCCUUCGGGUCAUGAUGAAGGAGAGCUUGAUAUUCUUUGCUCUUCUAUUUGUGGUGAUGGCUGGUUUCUUCCAGGCCUUCGUCGGCAUGGCCCAAGUGGAUGACGACUAUCCCCUUCACCGAAACAUUCUCCAGGGAAUGGUGAACAGUAUCAUGCAGAGUCCUGAGUUCGACACUUUCCAGGAGUUUGCAUUUCCCUUUGGCAUCAUCCUCUACUAUGUUUUCAACUUCAUUGUCAUGACUGUUUUGUUGAAUAUUCUCAUUGCCUUGUACAACAGCGCAUAUGAAGAUAUCUCGGGAAAUGCCACGGACGAAUACAUGGCCAUCUUUGCGCAGAAAACCAUGCAGUUCAUCCGCGCCCCAGAUGAAAAUGUCUUCAUCCCGCCAUUCAAUCUCAUUGAGAUUCUGUUUCUAAUAGCCCCAUUCGAAUGGUGGCUUUCGCGGAACGCAUACGCAAAGCUGAAUGAAUUUGUAAUGGGUGUGAUCUAUUCGCCUCUGCUUAUCUUUGCGGCCUGGGUUGAGACCAGUCGGGCACGCCAGAUUCAAUGGAAUCGACGCCAUGGCGAAGCAGACGAUGAAUAUGCUCAGGAAUGGGAGCAUGUGGCCACAGAGGUCAACUUUGAUCUUGAUGAUACUUGGAAAGAGCAGGUCGUGGAGUCCAUGCCGGAUAUCAAGCUUGAUAAUUGUACAUAUGAACUCAGGGAGCUGAAAGAGCAGGUUAGAAUGUUGACGGAGAUGGUGAAGGAGUUGAAUCGGGAGGUGGAAGGUGGCUUCAUCAACAAAUCUGGGCAUUUCCUCGAUUGGAUACUAUCAUUGCUUUCGGAAUUCACUCUGACCGCGGUCACUAGAUUGCCACCAUGUACGUUACCAGAAGCUCCCCCCGAUUCUUUGCGGCUACAGCUAACAGUAUACAGGGCAAAGCUCGUGGACGAUCCUCAGAUCCAUACUGCUUCGUUGCAUAACCCGAUCCCUUGGCAAUUACACACAUACGUCUGGCCUUUCAUAAUCAUCUGGCCCGUGUUCUUCGCCUUCUACCUCUCCCCCGAGCGCUAUGAUACAUAUAUUCAGGGACAGGAAUGGACCUUCGUGUUCGCGGGGUCUAUCAUCACAAUCCAGUCGCUCUUUUGGUUGAUGACCAAGUGGAACAUUGAUAUAAACACUCUAUUCACUACCAUUCGAGCCAAGUCCAUCGAUACUGCCCGGCUUAUCAAAGUGGUUCCCAUCACUAACGCUGGCUCUGCCGAGAUCUGCAAAUUGAUUAAUGAGAACACCGGCACGAAGAAGACACUUUCAUUCCUCUUCCAGAAGCGCCGCUUUCUCUUUUACCCUGAGACUCGUACCUUCGCACCCUUGUCUUAUGUCCUUGACGCCGAACCAAAGCCCGCCCUUGAGACUUUCCAGCUGAGCGAGGGCUUCACGUCGAAGGCCGAGAUUGACCGCGUCUACAACCACUAUGGCGAUAACACCUUUGAUAUCCCGGUUCCCGGUUUCCUUGAACUCUUCCAGGAGCAUGCUGUCGCGCCGUUCUUCGUCUUCCAGAUUUUCUGUGUUGGAUUGUGGAUGUUGGAUGAAUAUUGGUACUACUCGCUCUUCACGCUCUUCAUGCUCGUUAUGUUUGAGAGUACCGUUGUGUGGCAGCGCCAGAGGACCUUGAGCGAGUUCCGUGGAAUGAGCAUUAAGCCUUACGAUGUCUGGGUGUAUCGUGAACGGAAAUGGCAAGAGAUCACUAGUGAUAAGCUUCUUCCCGGUGACCUCAUGUCAGUGAACCGCACCAAGGAGGACAGCGGCGUUGCGUGUGAUAUUCUUCUGGUCGAAGGCAGUGUCAUUGUAAACGAGGCUAUGCUUUCUGGCGAGAGCACACCUCUGCUGAAAGACUCUGUCCAGCUCCGUCCUGGCGGUGACUUGAUUGAGCCGGAAGGAUUGGAUAAGCUCUCGUUUGUGCAUGGAGGUACCAAGGUCCUUCAAGUUACUCACCCUAAUCUCACUGCCGACUCGGACUUGAAGAACUUGUCCAACAACGUUACCAUGCCCCCAGACAAUGGUGCUUUGGGUGUGGUUGUUAAGACUGGUUUCGAAACUAGCCAGGGUAGCCUCGUCCGGACCAUGAUCUACUCAACUGAACGUGUCUCUGCCAACAAUGUUGAAGCUCUGUUGUUCAUCCUCUUCCUCCUGAUUUUCGCAAUUGCCGCUUCGUGGUACGUGUGGCAAGAGGGUGUGAUCCAGGACCGCAAACGCUCCAAGCUUCUGCUCGACUGUGUCCUCAUCAUCACUAGUGUUGUUCCUCCCGAAUUGCCUAUGGAAUUGAGCUUGGCUGUAAACACUAGUCUUGCUGCUUUGAGCAAGUAUGCCAUUUUCUGCACCGAGCCUUUCCGUAUCCCCUUCGCCGGUCGUGUUGACAUCGCUUGCUUUGACAAGACCGGAACCCUGACUGGAGAGGACCUUGUCGUUGAUGGUAUUGCUGGACUCGGUUUAGGUGAGGCUGGUUCGAAGGUUGAAGCUGAUGGUGCUCAGACCGAAUUGGCCAAUCCCUCUGCUGCUGGACCCAACACCACUCUCGUUCUCGCCAGUGCUCACGCAUUGGUGAAGCUGGAUGAGGGUGAGGUCGUCGGUGACCCUAUGGAAAAGGCUACAUUGGAAUGGCUUGGCUGGACUCUGGGAAAUAACGAUACUCUGUCUUCCAAGGGCAACACCCCCGUUGUCGCCGGUCGCAACGUCGAAUCCGUUCAAAUCAAGAGAAGAUUCCAGUUCUCCUCGGUUCUGAAACGCCAGAGUACCAUCGCGACCAUUACUACCAAUGACCGCAAGACUUCCAAGAAGAUCAAGUCCACAUUUGUGGGUGUCAAGGGUGCCCCAGAGACCAUCAACACUAUGCUGGUCAACACACCUCCCAACUACGAGGAAACCUACAAGCACUUCACCCGCAAUGGUGCCCGUGUGCUGGCUCUUGCCUACAAGUAUCUUUCAUCCGAAACUGAACUUUCUCAGGGCCGCGUGAACAACUACGUCCGCGAAGAGAUCGAAUCCGAGCUAAUUUUUGCCGGUUUCCUUGUCCUGCAGUGCCCCUUGAAGGAUGAUGCUAUCAAAUCUGUCCGUAUGCUAAAUGAGAGCAGCCACCGUGUUGUUAUGAUCACUGGUGAUAACCCAUUGACUGCUGUCCAUGUCGCACGCAAGGUUGAGAUUGUUGAUCGUGAAGUUCUCAUCCUUGAUGCUCCUGAGCAUGACAACUCUGGAACCAGGAUUGUCUGGCGCACCAUUGAUGAUAAGCUCAAUAUCGACGUCGACCCCACUAAGCCCCUGGACCCGGAGAUCCUGAAGACUAAGGACAUCUGUAUCACUGGAUAUGCUCUCGCAAAGUUCAAGGGCCAGCAGGCUCUCCCUGUUCUGCUCCGUCACACUUGGGUUUAUGCUCGUGUGUCUCCUAAGCAAAAGGAAGACAUUCUUCUUGGUCUUAAGGACGCUGGAUACACCACCCUGAUGUGCGGUGAUGGUACCAACGAUGUCGGCGCUCUGAAGCAGGCUCACGUCGGUGUCGCGCUUCUGAACGGCUCGCCAGACGAUCUAACCAAGAUCGCUGAACACUAUCGGACCACUAAGAUGAAGGAGCUGUACGAGAAGCAGGUUAGCAUGAUGCAAAGAUUCAACCAACCCGCCCCUCCAGUCCCUGUUCAAAUCGCUCACCUGUAUCCCCCUGGUCCUUCCAACCCAAACUACGAGAAAGCCAUGGAGCGGGAGUCGCAGCGCAAGGGUGCCGCGAUCACCGCUGCCGGCGGAACCCCCGAGGCUAUCCCAACCAUCACAUCUCCUGGCGCUCAGGCCUUGCAGCUAUCGAACUUGACCCCCCAGCAGCAGAAACAGCAGAAGGCCCAGGCUGCCGCAGCUGGCCUUGCAGACAAGCUUACAUCUUCUUUGAUGGAACAGGAGCUGGAUGAAAGUGAGCCUCCCACUAUCAAGUUGGGUGAUGCAUCAGUCGCUGCUCCCUUCACUAGCAAGUUGGCCAACGUUAUUGCUAUCCCGAAUAUUCUUCGUCAAGGUCGUUGCACCCUGGUUGCGACUAUUCAGAUGUACAAGAUUCUUGCUUUGAACUGCUUGAUCAGUGCGUACAGUCUGAGUGUCAUCUAUUUGGAGGGUAUUAAGUUCGGUGAUGGACAGGUCACCAUCAGCGGUAUGCUGAUGAGUGUCUGCUUCCUUUCUAUUUCCCGCGCCAAGUCUGUCGAGGGUCUGUCUAAGGAGCGCCCGCAGCCGAAUAUCUUUAACGUCUACAUCAUUGGAUCUGUUCUUGGACAGUUUGCCAUUCACAUCGUGACUCUGAUCUACCUCUCCAACUAUGUCUAUAAGCACGAGCCGAGAGAUUCCAAUAUCGAUCUCGAGGGCGAGUUUGAGCCUUCCCUCCUGAACAGUGCCAUCUACCUUUUGCAGUUGAUCCAGCAAAUCUCCACUUUCUCGAUCAACUACCAAGGCCGUCCUUUCCGCGAGUCAAUCCGCGAGAACAAGGGCAUGUACUGGGGUCUCAUUGCCGCAUCGGGUGUUGCAUUCUCCUGCGCCACCGAAUUCAUCCCCGAGCUAAAUGAGAAGCUGCGCCUCGUACCCUUCACCAAUGAGUUCAAGGUGACUCUGACCGUGCUGAUGAUCUUCGACUACGGUGGCUGCUGGUUGAUUGAGAACGUUCUCAAGCACCUGUUCAGUGAUUUCCGUCCUAAGGACAUUGCUCUUCGUCGUCCCGACCAGCUUAAGCGCGAGGCGGACCGUAAGUUGCAAGAACAAGUGGAGGCAGAGGCUCAGAAGGAGCUGCAAAUAAAGAACUAG
Molecule: messenger RNA, 5898 nt
Organism: Penicillium psychrosexuale
Lineage: Eukaryota; Fungi; Ascomycota; Eurotiomycetes; Eurotiales; Aspergillaceae
Product: cation-transporting P-type ATPase family protein
Exons: 9
Coding region: 1-5898 (1965 amino acids)
Biological process (GO): intracellular calcium ion homeostasis
Cellular component (GO): endoplasmic reticulum membrane
Molecular function (GO): ATP binding; P-type ion transporter activity; ATP hydrolysis activity
Source: RefSeq, a predicted model, not a curated record